Molecule: messenger RNA, 357 nt
Organism: Spinacia oleracea (spinach)
Lineage: Eukaryota; Viridiplantae; Streptophyta; Magnoliopsida; Caryophyllales; Amaranthaceae
Exons: 2
Coding region: 16-342 (108 amino acids)
Source: RefSeq, a predicted model, not a curated record
UCCAUUGAUAUCCUAAUGGAAGAAUUCAAGAACACUCAAGUUAUCAAAGUUUGGGACAUCUUACCAGCUUCCAAGAUUCCUACACUUGCAAGGGAACUUGAUGCUUGGUUUGGGAAAUAUACCAUGGACUUCAUGAAUCGUUGCAAACACAAAUCUUUCCAAGGGAAAUUGAUAGUGCCAAUGUCAUGGCCAGUUCAUUCUGUUCUCGGUGUUGAUUCUUUGUCAGACAGGAUUUCCGCUAUGAAUGGUUUUAGAAUUGAUUUGGCAAUAAGGAUGCUUUUGUUUUUGGUAAGUGCACAGCUUGCAGGAUUAUGUUGCAUUUGUCAAAAGAAUAUCGACUGAUAAUUUAUUGGUUAU